AUGGAGGGCUACAUGCUUCACUGGCAAGAAACCUCGCUCAAGGCCGGGGACUGUGCUGAUUUUCUAGUGGCUUCUGGUAGGAGGCUUUCAAAGUGCUCACAGCUGCUUCACUUUCUGGAGCGGAACUACUUUCAUGAGAACAAGAUGCCGUUCUCUUCUGAUGAUGGAGCGGCCCCUUGGAGAGAGUUGGAAGCUGCGCUGCGUGCCUUUGCUGUAGAAUAUCCGACUGGUCACAUGGAGCUGCAGAUAGCGCGCAUUACAGAAGCCGUGGGUAGUCUCUUCUCCAAGCUGUUGGAUAAAGAGUCGAGCUUCAGGUUCUAUAUAUCCGUCUCUAACAGCUCUGAAAGCACCAUCGAAGAUCACAAGAACGAAUUCCGCUUCCUGGUGGAAUUCAAGACCGCAAUGUUGACUUAUAAGGACGAGUUGGAGACGUGCUACACAGCUUUCAGGAGAGCCCAGGCGCGGCGAGACCGUUCGGCGCAAUGUCAGCCGAGAUCAUCUCCUGUCGACCUCACUCGAAAGUUCGCCUGGAACCCUGGCGGUGGAUACGAGCCGAUCGUGGUUACCUGGGAGACCCUGGAGAAGGAGGCGCCGAAGCAAGGGCGAGGUUUCCAACCAUGGACGAAGGUCAACCUGUGGGCUAUCCAGGAGCUUGAGAAGGUGUACGGCGUCCCUCCGAAGCGAACCGGGGCUGACUUCAUGACCGUUUUCUACUAUUUCGACAAGGCUGCCUACACUCACGAGCAGGCGAUCGUGGAAGGAGGUGGAACGCCGGGCAGAGCGAAGGCUAGGGCCGUCUACGUCCUGGUAGAUACUGUCGAGGGGCGGCGUCGGUUGAGGAAGAUCUGCUCGUGUAGGCAGUCUUCUACUAUCAGAAAGACAUUAGGGCACUUUAGCAAGAGGUUGUGA
Klebsormidium nitens is the source of this 909-nucleotide messenger RNA. The record is from the annotation of a GenBank genome assembly. NCBI's taxonomy places the organism in Eukaryota, Viridiplantae, Streptophyta, Klebsormidiophyceae, Klebsormidiales, Klebsormidiaceae.